Esox lucius (northern pike) is the source of this 1242-nucleotide messenger RNA. RefSeq names its product SDR family oxidoreductase. The coding region runs from base 16 to 993 and encodes 325 amino acids. NCBI's taxonomy places the organism in Eukaryota, Metazoa, Chordata, Actinopteri, Esociformes, Esocidae. The transcript is spliced from 6 exons. The record is from RefSeq and is a predicted model, not a curated record.
CACAUCCACCCUAAAAUGCUAUCAAAAAAUAUACAUAUUUUGUUGAUUUCAAAAUUCCCAGACUUUUUCGGUGUACCGACAUUAAAUCAAGGGGACCUCGGCUUAGGCCUAUUGGUCCAGUUGAGACGUUAUGAAACUAAAACCACGCCUUCAAAUCGAAUCGCUACAAAAGUUCUGACUGGACAAACAGCCUUCAUAAUCAUCAAACAAAUUUACACACAUCGCUUAAACAUGUAUUUCAAAAAAUGUCAGUCUGUACUAAUCACUGGGGCGAGCAGGGGCCUGGGUUUGCAAAUGGUGAAAGACCUCUUGAAAAGCACUGAGGGACCGACAACUAUAAUAGCAACUGCUCGCAAUCCAGACACAGCACAUGAUCUUCAAAAUAUUGCCAAAUCUUACAAAGGUGUCCAUAUUGUACAACUUGAUGUUAUCAGCCAGUCAAGUAUAGACUCAGCAUUUCAAGAGGUGACAUCAGUACUUGGAGGUGAUGGGUUGCACUGCCUUAUAAACAAUGCAGCUAUCAAUUCAUGCACUGAUCUGAAGACAGUGAAUCCUGGUGAUAUGCUGAAGUCUUUUGAGAGUAAUACUGUGGCCCCUCUCUUUGUCACCAAGACAUUCUUGCCUUUGCUCCAGGCUGCUGCUGCCCGAAGCACUGGAAUGGGGAUCCAUAGGGCAGCUGUGAUCAACAUCUCUUCAUCACUGGGCUCUAUUGAGGCCAACUGGGGAACUGGAGCAGCCUUUAAAAGCUAUUCCUACAGGAUCUCAAAGGCUGCCUUGAACAUGGCAACAAGGUGCCUGGCCGUUGACCUGGAAUCUGAAGGAAUUCUGUGCGUGGCGGUUCACCCUGGCUGGGUGCGCACUGACAUGGGUGGUCCUAAUGCGGAUUUGAGUCCAGAGGAGAGCAUAUCAUCAGUGCUGUCGGUUAUCGCUAAUUUGACUGAAAAGGAUCAUGGAGGAUUUUUUGACUACUCCGGAAACAAGCUGGCUUGGUGAAUGUCAAUGUGGAAGAUGUUACUAAUGACAUGGAUUACAUUGGUUUUGUCUAUCACUCACCAGUUCUAAAAUCCUGAGCAGAGUUUUCAGGAUCCUGUGAAUUACACCAUCCUGCUACUGGAAAUAAUCUAGUUGGUCUGGGCGGCUUGGGUUACUGAUACACUUUGUGGUUGAUUAUACACUUUCUGUGGUUAUCUUAUUGUUUGCAUUAUAUAUUAUGUAUAAUAAUAAUAAACAAGGUGUUGCCAU